UAUCGGUACAAUUUUUAAAAAGAACACUUUAAAUUUCUAACCUAAAAAUUAAAGCUUCCCCGUUUGUUAAACAAUGUCUACCACAAUUUGUUGGAAGAAAGUGUGGUUAACACUUGCUGGUGAUAUACAGGGGGUGACUGUGGUGGAAGCAGAGAAUGUUUUAAAGUUAUCGAAAAAUAAACUUUUGGAGGGAUUGGGGCAGUACAAACCGUAUAAAGAAGGUACUUUAGAUCUUAUUCCAGUAAUCGCCGCUAAGAUUAAAGAAAAAGGGGGCCAAUUGGAGAAGUUUGUGGAACAGUUUAAUAUUCAUUUGAAUUUGCAAUGCGAUAUAGGUUGGAAAGUAUUUUGUAACUUUUUAAUUUUUGAAUAUUACGGAAAAGUGGAAGAUAUACAAAAAAUAGCUGAAUAUGAACUUUAUAACUUAAAUUUGUUUAAACAAUUGUGGUUGUUUUAUUCAUCGGAAAGAAUGUAUAUGAUAAAGACGAUGAAACAUAUUUUAGAAAAUAGUAACAAUCAAAAACAUGGAUUUUAUAAGCUUUAUGCGAACUUUUUGAACGAAAUGGAUAUCGUUAAAAUCCGGGAUUCGCUUUUUGACCAAUACCAACUGCUUACCAAUGAAAUAAAACGCGACAACGAACAAUGUUGUCUUGAUUUUAAAGAUUGGGUGACUAGAAAUCAUCGAGAACAAAUCGAAACUUUACAUUGUAUUAUGAUUACGAUGAGUUAUAAACCGUGUAACAUAGAUGAAUUUAUUUUACUUAUCGAUGUUUGUAAGAAACAUGCCUUUGCUUAUAUGCCAAGUAAUGAUGGUAUUUUAACAGUUUGCGAACCGGAAGAGUUAAAACAUAUUAGAAUGAUACAACUUGCUGCUAUGUUGUUGGCGGCAAAAACUUUUUGGGAGGAUUCGGCGGGGUUCCAAAGACACACAGAGGCAAUAGGAAAUAAUAUAUUCCAAAUGUCGAAUACUAAAGAACUUUCGAUUUUAUUAACACUUUAUAUUUCGCUACAAUUAGCGACGGGAAAUAAAGAAUUUAUUAACAAAAAUUCAAAUUUGUAUACAAGAUUUAUUAUGUUUGCUUUGGAACAAAAGGUUUAUUAUUAUUUAAACGAGCUAAUAUCACUUAGCGAUUGGAACAAUACUUUUAUCGGUGAAAUAAUGAAACAAACAAUAUUUUAUUUCGUCGAAUACACAAGUUAUAAUUUCGAUGAUUGCUCAACUGUAUUAAUUGCUGAUGGUAUGGAUGACUUAAUAAGUAAGUUAGCUGAAAAUCGCGACUUUGCAAUAUCAAUGAUGACCUCUGAUAGCGUUUAUAAAAAAUUCUAUGUAUCAACUUAUCAAAUGAUGCCACACACGUUUGUACCAUUCACAAAAGUCUCGACACAACUAUUAAAACAUAAAGAAUUAUAUGACUUCGUUUAUGAAAUGUUAAACGACGUAAAAACAUUUGCUGAAAUUUAUAAUGAAACCCCAUAUGAUGGGCAAAUCGUUUUAAGACAAGACUAUCAACCAAGAGGAGUUAAAUCCCUCACUAUACCAACCGGAACAAGAGCUGUAAUCAGAAAAAUUAACACAAAUGUAUACAUUAUAUUUGAUUACGCUUAUAAAUACAUUGAUGUAUUAGAAUAUAUGGCGUCUUUAGUAGUGUCUGAUACUGAUAUGGCGAAAGAAAAUAUGCAUUGUGUUGAAUUGGGAUAUAAAUGCCUUAUUCCUAUUUUACAAAAAGAUUUGGGUAUUAAAUUCUAUGGUGGAUUAAAUUAUUUACAACCAGUUCUUUUGAGAACAUCAACCCGACCAAUUAUUAAUAUAGAUUUAAUCGUAACGUGCUUAGACAUCUGCACGUUACUUUUAAAUCACGAACCAGAAAAAAUAACUGACUUUUUGGUAAUAAACAACUUUUUACCGCACGCUAUGAAAGAUUUAACCGUAAUCGAAAAGUUUUUCGAAAACUCAUUUUUAAACACGUGCAUGUUAUUACACACAAUUCGAGAAGAAAUUGGAUUGGGAAAAGUCAACGUAUUAUUUUCGUACAUAAAUUUUUUAAAAAAAUUAAUUGAAUUGAAAAAGUGUGUGCACAAAGUAUUAAUACCAGGAAUGGUGUUUUUAUUUGUUCAUAUAUUCCCAAUACAUUUAAAUUGGUUGUAUGAAACAAACCUGCAUAAACAACAAUUAUCAAAUGAAUGUCUUGGGGUUAUAUUGAGUGUAUUACAAAAUAAUUAUCAAGAUCUUAAUGGUGAUGAUAAAACGAUAUACGACUUUUGUUUCUGUUUAAUAACCGAUCAUUCACCAACGAUUGAGUUAAUUAAUAAAUUAUUCCGAAUGACGAAUUCAUUUUUAAAUGCUUAUAUAAUGACUAAAGGUGAUUGGGAAAGACGGUCAUCGAUUAGCUUGGUACAAUGCCUCAAAAAAGUUUUGGCCAUUAUUAAUAUAAUAUUAUUACUACACAAUCGAGGUGAACGGAAUUUAAAAGGAACAAUUUUUUUGGAAAUGUUUCUUGAUAGUACGGUUAAACCGAGUUCGUUAAAAUUAUUAACCGGAUACAUGCAACAAUCGUUUGAUUUAGCAAUACCAAAAUUAUCGUGCCAAAUAUUGAAGAAGUUAGCUAUUAACUCAGAUAUUCCAAUGUUAUCAUUGUUAGAAAUGGAUAAAUAUCAACUACAAUGCACGUUUUUAGAGAAACUAAGAGAUCCGUUAGAAGAAGAAAGUUUAAAAGUGGCCAUAUUAGAUUUAAUAACACUUUGCGUCCAAAAUCAAAGCGGGAUGAUCGUUGCAUUUUUCGAUAUAUCAGGAUUACCACAUACUAAUUGUGUUGAUAUCGGCGAUAGCGUGAAUGCUUUUAUGGAAGAAUAUCUCGAGAAUAUAAGAAAAUCCACCGAUUAUUUAUACAGUCCAAUACAAGCAGCCGUAUUAGAUUUAUUUCAUGCUUUAUGGAUGUAUAGAAAAAAUAUGAUUGUGGAUGAUUUAACAAAGAAUGAAAACUUUUGGUCAACACUCAUGGAUCCUUUAUUUAAAGACUUAAAAUUACCCAUAAAAACAUACACCAAAAUAAUAAGCAUAUUAACGUACGAAUUAUUUAGAAGCAAAGGAUCCAACGAAAAAAUUAUUGAGGUUAUUAAAAAAUUAUUUUCAACUGAAGAAAAACACCUCAAAGCAUGGUGUAAUUUCAUAAUAAAAUCAUUAGAAGAUAUCACAAAUUUAGAACUUUUACGUACUUGGAAACAUUUACUUAUUGCAAUCUGCAAAAAUUACUCCCAAACAAUCGCUGAUAAUAAACAACAAAAAUUAUUAGUUGAAGCGUGUUUAGACGGAAUCAUGGAGCAUUUCUCCCAAAACAACGACAUAAGAGUAUUUUCAGUUUGGUCGGAAAUUUAUUUAUCAUUAAUUACGCAAUAUCCAAAUUCAUCAAAAGGAAUUACAUCGAAAGUCUUGGAAACAUUCACUAAAUUAUUUAAAUACUUAGAAGACAUUUAUACCGAAAAAACGAACCAUCUUAACGAAGUCAUAUUAUCAAUUUCCAUAAAAACAGUGCCUCAUUUAGAUGAUAUAUCAACCGAAACAUUAACUAUCGAACAAUUUUUACGAGCCGUUGGGAAAGUUUUUGAAAAAGAGCACGAGAAAAUUAAAAGACACGAAGAAGGAUCAACAUAUUCGAAUUGGUUGUUAUUAAUAACGUUUGGCACCUAUUUAUUGCAAUGUGAAACAAAAGUGUGUCUAGAAUGGUUUAAAGAAACGCAAUUUUUAACGAAAAUAUUACAUUCAAUCGCACCGUUUAUACAAAAUUCGAUAUACUUUCCAAUUGGAAAAAUUACAGUACAAUGUCUCAUUGCUUACGCAAACUCUCCGUUAGUUGAGCAUUUUAUGUACGUCAAUUUUGAGCCAUUUUUUGAUUCAACGCGUCCAUCAGAAAGAUAUAUUCACUCAACCGAGUUAUCAUACAAAAACGCUUUACCAUGGCACUUUGAAAAUUGGUGGUUAACUUACACCGGAAUUAUCCAACUAAUGACAAUGUUAUUAAACAAAUUUGGACGAUUAAUGCUAACCAAAUUAAUGUCUUUCGCUUUGGUUCAUUGCGACGUCAUCAAAUAUACGUUAAGAUUGCCUUUAGUUACCUCCGAAAUAACAGCUAUAAGAUUAGUUAGAGAAUGUUUAAGAUUUACCUAUGCUUUAUUGGAUUAUAAAGUUCAAUGGAGACUUAUUUUUCCACAAAUUUAUUUUACUUAUUUGCAAGCGAUUAUUGAAUCAAUCAACGCAUCAACAGCGAUUAUUUUACGUCCAACGGUAUUAAAGUUUUUCGCGAUUGAGAAAUCGACGCAAUUAUCAUUUGUGGAUCAUCUUCCAACGAAUAGUGUGAUUCAAAUAAUGAAUGGAUUAUUAGAAGUGAUUACUUACAGUUGUUUGUGCUUAACGAGAGCUUGCCCGACGUUUGUGAACUUAUUAGAACCAUACAAGAUACCAUUUCCGGACGAUGUGCAAGUUGCGUAUCAUUUUCAUAUUCCCAAGAUUCAUGAUGAAAAUGUGAAUGUGUUAAAAUAUGGGUCGCUGUUGUGUUUGCUUCAUAUUUUAUGUAAAACGUCUUCUGGCAGUAAGAGUCAAUCGAAUUCAACGACGGAUCUUAACGCAUCCGAUUUGACUUCAUCGCCAACAAAAUCGGAUUAUUUAUCUUUUGUGUGUCCGGAUUAUUUUGGAAGAUCAAUUUCCGAUAAAUAUACAACGUUACAACCCUUCGCUUCAUCCGAACAUACGUUUUCAACAAAAUGGUUGACGGGUUUACAACCAGACCGCGUACACUUUGCUUUAGAAACUUUAACAACAUUUUUAGCGAAACAAAUCUAUUUAACAACUCAUUUCCGAAGACUUACACCUGCGGAGCUUUACCACGUCAAACGAGAACUUUGCUCCGAAUUGUUAUAUUUUCAAGAAUACACAAGAAAAAAGAACGCUGAUCAACAGCAAUACAAAACGAUUGAUAAUUUUGUUUUUAGAAAAUUUUAUGCGGGAGAAGCACUGCCUUAUUUGUCAAUUGGUGAAGUUCAAAGAUACGCCAAAGUUUCAAUUUAUCAACAAUUUGAGGAAUGCGAAAUUUCACCGAGAUAUGGUGAUUUUCUUGAUUGCGAUAUCGACGACGAUCGAGUGUUUUACGAAGCGAAUUGUUUUAAAUCACUUAUUCCUUCGAAAAAAUCUAUGGAAAAACGAAAAUCGCCCAAAGUAACGACGCGUUAUCAUGGGAUAAGAGGCAAUGAAAAGGUGCUUGUUGAGAAUGUUUACCUUGGAUAUUCUCGCGAUAAUUUACCGAUAAAUCCCGCUGAUUAUUUGUUAUUACUUUCACAUUGGUUCUUUCACGUAUGUCAGUUAUCCCAUUAAUUAUUAAUUCGUUUUAUUUUUUUUAUUAA
Messenger RNA from Onthophagus taurus, 5388 nucleotides. It is a transcript of the gene Nup188, whose product is annotated as nuclear pore complex protein Nup188. Lineage: Eukaryota; Metazoa; Arthropoda; Insecta; Coleoptera; Scarabaeidae. Gene Ontology annotation, cellular component: nuclear pore inner ring. Gene Ontology annotation, molecular function: structural constituent of nuclear pore. Gene Ontology annotation, biological process: protein import into nucleus; RNA export from nucleus. The record is from RefSeq and is a predicted model, not a curated record.